Paracoccidioides lutzii Pb01 is the source of this 771-nucleotide messenger RNA. RefSeq lists its product as hypothetical. The transcript is spliced from 2 exons. The record is from RefSeq and is a predicted model, not a curated record. The coding region runs from base 1 to 771 and encodes 256 amino acids.
AUGAGUGAAAGCGGUCAAGGGGAGCGAGGGUCACCAACGACCUAUAGCAGAUAUUGUUCCAGUUCGCCACGGAUCUUCAAGAUCCACGAGGCCCUUCUUCGGUCCAAAGGUGGAAGAAUCUACGCAGGUUUCUUGGGCAAGUUUGAAGAAAAGACCGAGGGAACAUACAGAUUCAAAGAGACGACUGAGGGAACCUUGCUGAGGUAUAUUGAGUGGGUUUACCGUGACGACUAUCCUGAUGUGUUGAAUUCGUUGAAUUCUGAGGAAGCCACUGCGAACAGAGCUGCGGAUCUGCCUCCCGCUGACAAGGAGGGGACGACCGACGCAAACCACCCCCUUCUGUGUCAUAUUAGAAUGUAUAUCUUCGCCGACACCUAUCUGAUCGAGGAGCUGAAGUCUUUGUCAUUCGGGAAGAUCACUCGGUAUCUUGAAAAUGAGAAAAGGCCUGCUGACAUUGACUCCCAGCUAGCAGUCAUUCAUAUGCUUGAUUUGGCGUUCUUGAAUUUGCCUCCCAGUGACAAUCUGCUGCAUUGGCUUGGAAUAUACACAGCUUGGUGUCUCGAAUGCCUCCGGAUACAACCAUAUUUUCAUGAUAUCGCUGGCAAACUAGCGCCAUAUAUUAUACGAUAUGUGAAACCAUCGUCUUCCGCUCCAUGGGACCCGAGCCUACACGCAAGCAACUUUCCAAGUUAUGAGCCAGGGCGGGCACACCCGUAUGAAGAGAGGUGGUACGCAGAUGACAAGGAGGUGGAGACUGCGGAUAGCUAUUAG